Messenger RNA from Prunus armeniaca (apricot), 615 nucleotides. Lineage: Eukaryota; Viridiplantae; Streptophyta; Magnoliopsida; Rosales; Rosaceae. The record is from the annotation of a GenBank genome assembly.
AUGAAUGCUGCUGCAGCAACACAGCAAAUGCUGGAUCUAUUUGACAUUCUGGGAAUUGUCCAUUUUGGCAUUGCUGGAAAUGCCAACAAUUCCUUGUCUAUAGGUGAUGUCACCAUUCCUCAACAGUUUUCUCACACUGGCAUUUGGGAUUGGCUGUAUGGGAAGGCCAACACUGCUCGGCCGCUGUUUUGGGCAAAUACUACUCGGCAGUGGCUUCAGGUUGCUGCCAACUUGAAGGGGAUCAAACUGAACCAAUGUUUGAAUUCAAGUGUGUGUCUGCCACAGAAGCCGCAGUUAGUUGUUGGUCUUAGGGGAUCAACAGCCAAUAUUUUUGUGGACAACGCAGCUUACAGGGACUUCCUUUUUCAAAAUUUUCGAGUUUCAUCCGUGGACAUGGAAAGUUCAGCUGUGGUAAUGACAAGCUUGUCAAAUGGCUUCCCGGUGAUCGUCAUUCGAGGGCUAUCCGAUCUUGCAGGAGGACAAUCAGGACAUAACUCAAUUGACACCUUUGGGUCUCUUGCAGCUAUAAACGCUUGCAAAGUGGUUAUACAAUUUAUCAAGCAACUGCAUCUUGAUACUAGGGAACCUGGCUUCCCAAGAUGUAUACAACCCUAA